GUGGGGAAGACAUCCCUGAUCAUGGCCCUGGUGGGCGAGGAGUUCCCCGAGGAGGUGCCCCCUCGGGCGGAGGAGAUCACCAUCCCGGCGGAUGUCACCCCCGAGAAGGUCCCCACACACAUAGUGGACUACUCAGAGUCGGAGCAGACGGAGGAGGAGCUGCGGGAGGAGAUCACCAAGGCCAACGUAGUCUGUAUGGUGUAUGAUGUCACCAAGGAGGUCACCAUCGAGAAGAUUCGCACUAAGUGGAUCCCCAUGGUGAACGGGGGAUUGGAAAAGGGGUCCAGGAUCCCCAUUAUUUUAGUGGGAAACAAGUCUGACCUGCAGCUGGGCAGCUCCAUGGAGGUCAUCCUGCCCAUCAUGAACCAGUUCUCAGAGAUUGAGACCUGUGUGGAGUGCUCUGCCAAGAACCUCAAGAACAUCUCUGAACUCUUUUACUACGCCCAGAAAGCUGUGCUGCACCCCACAGCCCCCCUCUACGACCCAGAGGAGAAGCAGCUGAAACCUGCGUGUGCACGAGCGCUGACUCGGAUUUUCAACCUCUCCGACCAAGAUAACAACCAGAUCCUUAGUGAUGAUGAGCUCAACUACUUUCAGAAGUCCUGCUUUGGAAACCCGCUGGCUCCACAGGCCCUGGAGGAUGUGAAGAUGGUUGUGUGGAAGAACACAACGGAUGGAGUGCAGGACAAUGGCCUGACCUUGAAUGGCUUCCUCUUCCUCAACACUCUCUUCAUCCAGAGGGGUCGGCACGAGACCACCUGGACCAUCCUUCGCCGCUUUGGCUACGACGACGAGCUGGAGCUGACAGAUGACUACCUGUACCCACAGUUCCGCCUCCCCCCUGGCUGCUCCACAGAGCUCAACCACCUGGGAUACCAGUUCCUGCAGCGACUCUUUGAGAAGCACGACAAGGACCAGGAUGGAGCCCUCUCGCACACAGAGCUGCAGAACUUCUUCAGCGUGUUCCCCCGCGUGCCCUGGGGCCCAGAGCUCUACCACACGGUAUGCACCACUGAUACAGGCCUGCUUUCCCUGCAUGGAUUCCUCUGCCAGUGGACGCUCAUGGCUUACCUGGAUGUACGGCACUGCCUGGAGUGCUUGGGCUACUUGGGCUACCCCAUCCUGUCGGAGCAGGACUCCCAGACACAAGCCCUGACGGUGACCCGGGAGAAGAGGAUUGACCUGGAGAAAGGCCAAACGCAGAGAAACGUGUUCCUGUGCAAGGUGCUGGGAGCCAGGGGUGCAGGCAAGUCCACCUUCCUGCAGGCCUUCCUCGGCAGGAGCCUGGCGGCCCAGAGGGAGAACCUGGGACAGCCAUCCCUCUACACCAUCAACACGGUGCAGGUCAAUGGCCAGGAGAAGUACCUCAUACUGUGUGAGGUUGGUGCUGACACGACGUUCACGAAGCCGUCGGACGCAGCCUGCGAUGUCGCCUGUUUCCUCUAUGACCUGAGCGACCCCAAGUCCUUCAGCUACUGUGCCACUGUUUAUAAGCAACACUACAUGGACAGCCAGAUCCCUUGUGUCUUCGUGGCCUCCAAGACAGACCUGCCAGAAGCCAGCCAGCAGCCAGGGCUGUCCCCAGCAGAGUUCUGCUACAAGCACUGCCUCCCUCCUCCCUUCCUCUUCUCCUACCACAGCCAGGGAGCUCCCAGCACUGCUGUCUACACCAAGCUGGCCACCGCCGCCACCUUCCCGCACCUGAACGCCGUGGAGCUGGGAGCUGCAUCCUUCUGGCUCCGGGUGGCCCUGGGGGCCACGGUGACAGCACUCGUGGGCUUCACCCUCUACCGUGUGCUGGCUAAGAACAAAUGA
Messenger RNA from Acanthisitta chloris (rifleman), 1815 nucleotides. RefSeq names its product ras homolog family member T2 (gene RHOT2). Lineage: Eukaryota; Metazoa; Chordata; Aves; Passeriformes; Acanthisittidae. Bases 22 to 1815 code for a protein of 597 amino acids. Gene Ontology annotation, molecular function: GTP binding; GTPase activity; calcium ion binding. The record is from RefSeq and is a predicted model, not a curated record. Gene Ontology annotation, cellular component: mitochondrial outer membrane. The transcript is spliced from 18 exons. Gene Ontology annotation, biological process: regulation of mitochondrion organization; mitochondrion organization; mitochondrion transport along microtubule.